This is a messenger RNA of Dacryopinax primogenitus, 1299 nucleotides long. RefSeq lists its product as uncharacterized. The record is from RefSeq and is a predicted model, not a curated record. Gene Ontology annotation, cellular component: cytoplasm. Lineage: Eukaryota; Fungi; Basidiomycota; Dacrymycetes; Dacrymycetales; Dacrymycetaceae. The coding region runs from base 1 to 1266 and encodes 421 amino acids. Gene Ontology annotation, molecular function: zinc ion binding; ubiquitin protein ligase activity. The transcript has 6 exons.
AUGCCUUCUCUCCAAGACCUGGUCAACGAACAGCGAGCACUGGAAGAAGAAGCGUCUCAAGCGCUGCCAUGGUCAUUCUCCGAAUGUACCUACAACAAGGGUUACAUCCGUCAGCCAGUCUUCCUCUGUUUGACCUGUCAGUCGCCCCACGGCAUAUGCGCAGCAUGCUCUAUCGCGUGUCACGGGGAUCAUGAACAGGUCGAGUUGUUCCCUAAGAGAGCAUUCAGAUGUGACUGUCCUACCUCGUCCUUAUCCCAUCAAUGCACUUUACACCAGACCCUGAUGCCACCAAAUGAGAAGAACACUUACAACCAAAACUAUCACAACAAAUUUUGUCGCUGUGGGAGACAGUACCUGCCAAGUGAAGAACGAGAAACGAUGAUACAAUGCCUGGCGUGUGAGGAUUGGUACCACGAGAGCUGCCUGAACCUUCGGGAACGGCCCCCUCCCCGCUCAGAGGCACCCCCAAGACAUUCGAAAGCUGACGAUGAUGCCGACUCGGAUACAUCCGAUCUCCCUCCUGGCCUAUUGUCCGAAGACGAAUACGACUCGAUGAUAUGCGCAGAUUGCGUGCGCAAGAGCCCCGUGCUUCAACGUUGGGCGAGAACUUCCGGAGUCAAGCUUGUAGUCAGAGACAAGAGCGAAGCAUGGCGUGUUGCUCCUUCAGAAAGCCCACGAGACACUGUGAAGGAGGAAACGAUCGAUGUAGGCUCAACUGAGCAAACCUCCGCUGAGACCGAUGCUGUGGAAGACAAAGGCGCAGUCAAGCCGGAACAAGGGCUCUCUGGCAGCUCGGGAACCAAACGAGCAGCAGAUGAUGAGCUGCAGGAGGAAAGACCACUCAAAAAGCCUCGAUCCCUGUGUCACGCGCCGUUGCAGUCUGCGCUGUCCAGGUGCGUUUACAGUCCCGACAAUGACAACCCCGCUUUGGAGUCAGCGGGCGAUGUGUUUUUGAUGGACGGGUUUCGUUUAAGAUGGUGUCAAUGUCCAGAUUGUCUACCAGACUUCGGGGAUCAACAAUACCUGCUUCGUGAGGAAGAUACUUAUGAACCGCCAGACGAUCCAGAAGCACAUAUGUCCAUCGAAGAGCUCGGGAUGCGGAUGCUUGACAGGCUCCCGCGCGAUCGGGUCAUCGAUGGGAUCCACGCAUAUAAUCAGCUGCGGGAUCGUCUUACGACUUUCCUUCGGCCCUUCACCCAGGAAAACAAAGAAGUCCGACAGGAAGACAUUGAAAGCUUCUUUAGCGAGCUUCGAGCGGGUCGGUAGCAAAUCUUUCUUCGUGGAUCAAGAACUGCUUUG